This is a messenger RNA of Acanthosepion pharaonis, 1938 nucleotides long. The record is from the annotation of a GenBank genome assembly. NCBI's taxonomy places the organism in Eukaryota, Metazoa, Mollusca, Cephalopoda, Sepiida, Sepiidae.
AUGUCGUUCGGUUUUAUUUCUGCUUGUAGUCUUCUUCUGUUUUACCGUCUAACCAACUUCCGCCACAAUCAGCAGUCUUCUUCUCUUUUAUCAUAUAACCACCUUCCACCACAACCAGCAGUCUUCUUCUGUGUUACCGUCAAACCACCUUCCGCCACAACCAGCAGUCUUCUUCUGUUUUACCGUCUAACCACCUUCCGCCACAACCAGCAUUCUUCUUCUCUUUUAUCAUAUAACCACCUUCCGCCACAACCAGCAGUCUUCUUCUGUGUUACCGUCAAACCACCUUCCGCCACAACCAGCAGUCUUCUUCUGUUUUACCGUCUAUCCACCUUCCGCCACAACCAGCAGCGUUCUUCUCUUUUAUCAUAUAACCACCUUCCACCACAACCAGCAGUCUUCUUCUGUGUUACCGUCAAACCACCUUCCGCCACAACCAGCAGUCUUCUUCUGUUUUACCGUCUAACCACCUUCCGCCACAACCAGCAUUCUUCUUCUCUUUUAUCAUAUAACCACCUUCCGCCACAACCAGCGCGGUAUUCUUCUCUUUUAUCAUAUAACCACCUUCCACCACAACCAGCAGUCUUCUUCUGUUUUACCGUCAAACCACCUUCCGCCACAACCAGCAGCGUUCUUCUCUUUUAUCAUAUAAACACCUUCCACCACAACCAGCAGUCUUCUUCUGUGUUACCGUCUAUCCACCUUCCGCCACAACCAGCACAGUCUUCUUCUCUUUUAUCAUAUAACCACCUUCCACCACAACCAGCAGUCUUCUUCUGUGUUACCGUCAAACCACCUUCCGCCACAACCAGCAGUCUUCUUCUGUUUUACCGUCUAACCACCUUCCACCACAACCAUCAGUCUUCUUCUCUUUUAUCAUAUAACCACCUUCCGCCACAACCAGCAGUCUUCUUCUGCUUUACCCAGUCUUCUUCUGCUUUACCGUCUAACCACCUUCCGCCACAACCGGCAGUCUUCUUCUUUUAUCAUAUAACCACCUUCCGCCACAACCAGCGCAGUCUUCUUCUGUUUUACCGUCUAACCACCUUCCGCCACAACCAGCAGCGUUCUUCUCUUUUAUCAUAUAAACACCUUCCACCACAACCAGCAGUCUUCUUCUGUGUUACCGUCAAACAACCUUCCGCCACAACCAGCAGUCUUCUUCUGUUUUACCGUCUAACCACCUUCCCCCACAACCAGCACAGUCUUCUUCUCUUUUAUCAUAUAACCACCUUCCGCCACAACCAGCAGUCUUCUUCUCUUUUAACAUCUAACCACCUUCCGCCAAAACCAGCAGUCUUCUUCUGUUUUCCCAGUCUUCUUCUGUUUUACCGUCUAACCACCUUCCGCCACAACCAGCAGCGUUCUUCUCUUUUAUCAUAUAACCACCUUCCACCACAACCAGCAGUCUUCUUCUGUGUUACCGUCAAACCACCUUCCGCCACAACCAGCAGUCUUCUUCUGUUUUACCGUCUAACCACCUGCUCCACAACCAGCAGUCUUCUUCUGUUUUACCGUCUAUCCACCUUCCGCCACAACCAGCAGUCUUCUUCUCUUUUAUCAUAUAACCACCUUCCGCCACAACCAGCAGUCUUCUUCUGUUUUACCGUCUAUCCACCUUCCGCCACAACCAGCAGUCUUCUUCUCUUUUAUCAUAUAACCACCUUCCGCCACAACCAGCACAGUCUUCUUCUCUUUUACCAUCUAACCACCUUCCGCCACAACCUGCCGUCUUUUUUUGUUUUACCGUCUGUCCACCUUCUGCCACAAGCAGCAGUCUCCGUCUCUUUUAGCGUCUAUGCACCUUCUGCCACAACCAGCAGUCUUCUUCUGUUUUACCGUCUAAACACCUUCCGCCACAACCAGCAGUCUUCGUCUCUUUUACCAUCUAACCACCUUCCGCCACAACCAGCAAUCUUUGCCUCUUUUACCGUCUAA